CUUAAAGCAAAAAAAAAAAAAAAAAAUUUUCCCAAUCGUUGGUUAAAAAGAUUUUCGACAAGUAUUUGCUAUUUUGUUAAUAAUAUUUGAAGAAUUAUAUAUAUAUAUGACGAAUUUUAAUAGACAAAUACAAUUGCUACAAUUACUUUAUUUCGAUGAUAAAUAUACAACUCAAUAUUUCAUCUCAUGGAUAAGAUUUUUUUUUUGAGUUUUUUGAGGAACUACGCAGUUUGGAAUUCAGCCAAUAAAUUAAUUACCACGAGGAUGGAAUAUAAAAAUUUUUACGAUAAAUUGGAUUUUUUGAAUAAUGGAUGACUCAUCUUGAGUUUGACAGUUUCUUUCAGAAGUGCAAAUAUUUGCCUGAAAUAUUUCCUAAAUGAACUCCAGAUUCAUUGGCUCGACUAUAAAAAAAAUGUUAUCGGCAAUCUACUGAUUAAAUGUGCAUUUGAAAUGAUGCGAUUGACGUUAAGGGAUUAUAUACACAGUUUGGAAAAGCAAAACCGUGUUGAGCUUGCGCGCAAGCACGGGAUCCUGUGCUUUUGUAUAACAUUCAGUGGGACAUCGUGAGAGGCAAGUGUCGGACGUUAUCAUCCCUCUUCAAUCUUAAGUGUGCUCCCCGAGAAAAAUUAUUAUCUCAAAAAAGAAAUUCCUAUACUUGAUUCUUGAACAAAAUUCCUUUUGUUGCGAUAAAUUCUCAAAGGCAUAGAAAAAAGUAAAGAGCCAUUUGGCUCUUUGUUUAUUUAUUCAAGAUUGCUCUACCGUCAGAUUCACCUCGAAAAAUGAAGGCGCGGAAAAACCGUGAGAAAAUUGAGAUGGAGAAUAAAGAGGCUGAACUUGAAGAUCUCGGGGGCGUUUUAGGGGGUUCUGGGGGGGCCUUAACGCUUGGGGGUCGUCACAGGCCAGAGGAAUUGGCCACCCUUGCUGCCACCACGAGGUUCACAAGAAAGGAGAUCCAAUUGAUUUAUCGGGGCUUCAAGCAGGAGUGCCCAACUGGACUUGUCGAUGAGGAGGCCUUCAAGAAAAUAUUCUCUCAAUUCUUUCCCCAGGGCGAUGCCAGUCAAUACGCUCAUUACGUCUUCAACACUAUGAAGAGGAAACAAUCUGGCAAAAUUAGUUUUGAAGAAUUUUUAGCGAUCCUUUCGAAGGUGUCAAGGGGCUCAGUGGAAGAGAAACUCCAAUGGGUGUUCGGACUUUAUGAUUUGGAUGGCGAUGGACUAAUCAGUAAAGAAGAGAUGCUGGACGUCGUGGAAUCAAUUUAUGAGAUGCUUGGUCGUUACACGCAACCCCAAAUUGCUGAGCCACAAGUUGCAGCACGAGAGCAUGUCGAACGAAUAUUUCACCAAAUGGACACAAACAAAGAUGGAGUUGUAACAAUCGAGGAAUUGGUCCAGUGGUGUUCUAAAGACGAGCAUCUUCUUCAAAGCUUGGACACUCUCGACACAGUCUUAUGAGAACUUUACUCAUUAUCGUGAAUUAAAAAUCACAAUUCUAAUUCCCAUUCUCCUUUAAGUAAAAAAUAUAAAUAAGGCGUUAAAAGAUUAUUUACGAAUACUAUACAGAAAAAAAAUUAUUUUCAAUUUUCCGAAUUCUAAUAAUCAAAUUUACUGAAUUUCCACAUGCUAAUAAUAUAUUAUAUUCAUUUUACUCUUUAAAAAAAUAGUUCUUUGAAAAAAUUCUAAUAAUACUUCAAAACUCUAUCUAAUGAAAAAAAACUCUAUCUUAAAGAAUAAUCUUAAUUAAUUAGAAAGAUUAAGAAAAUAAUUCAAUGAAAUUAAAUAAUUUCAAUGAGAUUGAAAUUUUUGAAAUUUCGAAAAUCUAUAAUUAUUGCAAUAAAAAAAAUAAGAUUUAAAAUAAAAUUAUUCAUUUUUCUAAUAUUCGAUGUACAAUAUUAUAAAAAUUAACUACUGUGUCUUUCAUGAGAAAUACAAACUUUUUCACGUUUAAAAUCAAUUUUUAACGCGAUACAAACUUGUUGAUGUUAUGAAAUAUUUAACAAUAGAAUGAAAAAUUUAUUCUACUUAAAAUAGUAAACGGUUUUCAAUUAUUGCCAAGACGAAAAUUGAUCGUUAAAUUUAAUUAUUAAUAUUACAAGUUUUUUUGAAGGAUUUUAAUUAAUUUUUCAAAUUAUUUAAAUUACAUUCACGUAAAUUUAUUCAUUUGCCAAAUUAUUUAUUUUUGUCCUAUUCGUUUAGAAUAGAAUAGGAAUAAUUAAUUUAGAUAAAUUUAUUUUCAGUUUAAUUUGGAAAAAAAAAUGAAAAGAAAAGCUUAUUACAUAAAAAAGUUUCUUUGUAAAAAUGUUGUCAUAUUUUGAAAAUCUGCGACAAAUUGAAAAAAGAAAGCUUUCUUUAAAAACAAGAAUUUUAAGAAUAAAUUUUCAAAAUGAAUUCGUAAAAUAUUUUUUUACGCCUUUUUGUAAAUAUGUACGUACCUUUUACCCACCCAAGUCUUUCAAAAAUGCUUUUCGUUACACGAUAAAAUGCUAUAUUUGCUGAUAGAAGAAUUUGACGAGACUCUUGUCUCUUUACGACAAAAAAAAAUAUUUAAAAAGAUAUACUAUAUAAAAGAUAAAUAACUAUAUACAAAAAAAAAAAAGAUUGAGAAAUAUUUUCCUGAGAUAUUAAAGAAAAAAAAAAUGAAACAAAGUAUUGUCAGUGAUGUAGUUCGGAAUCUGAACAGGGUAAUUUUUUAGAGUCACAGUAUAAAAAAAUUGUUUUGAAUUUAAAAUUAUUUCAAGUAUUUAAAAUGUUAAAUAUUUAAAAAUUAUAUUGAAACUAAAUAAAUAUUUUUAGAAAAAGUAAAUUUUAAGUAAAAUAAAUAUUUUAUUUAAAAAUUAAAAAGAACAUUAUAAAGUAUUUGUACUUGAAAACUUUUUUUUCCAAUCGUCAGGUAUAAUUAACUUUUGAGGUUUUAAGUAAAUAGUUAUUACUACAUCACUGGCUCGUAUGCCAUAAAAAAUGUCUUUCAAAUUUUUGCCAAAUAUUCCAUAAAUUAAAUGGUCAUUGCCAAAUUUUUGUUUUAUUUAUCUUGAUUUUUUUUUAUUCAUACAAAUUUUAUAUGUAUUUAAAUAUAAAGUAUACACUGUUGUAUUUUGACAGGAAAUUUUAUGUCUAAAUGCAAAAAAUGAAAAUGAUAAUCUACAAAUUUUCAUAGAAAACGGAAAAAUAAAUCCGUUACUAAGUAUAUAAAAAAAAUAUUCUAAAGAUAUUUUGGCAAUGACACUAAUAUUAUAACAAAAUACCUAUUGUUUUGAAACUAUUUAACAAAAGUUGAAUGUGCUAAAGAAUUUAACAAACUGUUGAAACAAUUUCAGAUUUUAAAGAAAGAAUAUUAAAAACUUUAAAUAUUUAAAGAAAAAUUGUUUAGAAACAAAUUAUUUUCAAAAAUUAUGAAAAACAAAUUAUUUUUAAAAAUUAUAAGAAACAAAUUAUUUUUAAAAAUUAUGAAAAACUUAAUUACAAUUUCUUUAAUUUAUUUUACUAUUGAUUUGAAACUAAUUCAAAUAUAGAAAAAAGAAAACUUAUUGAACGAAAUGAAACGCUAAAACCUUGUGUGAUUUUCCUGUACCUCGAGUAUUAUAAAAUAUAUUGUAUUUAAAUAUAUUAUAAUGAUAGAUUGAUUAAAUUAUAUUAUUACUCAAA
This is a messenger RNA of Leptopilina heterotoma, 3638 nucleotides long. Its product is annotated as Kv channel-interacting protein 2-like. The transcript is spliced from 8 exons. The coding region runs from base 780 to 1451 and encodes 223 amino acids. Gene Ontology annotation, molecular function: calcium ion binding. NCBI's taxonomy places the organism in Eukaryota, Metazoa, Arthropoda, Insecta, Hymenoptera, Figitidae. The record is from RefSeq and is a predicted model, not a curated record.